Molecule: messenger RNA, 997 nt
Organism: Aspergillus ibericus CBS 121593
Lineage: Eukaryota; Fungi; Ascomycota; Eurotiomycetes; Eurotiales; Aspergillaceae
Product: SDR family oxidoreductase
Exons: 4
Coding region: 118-876 (252 amino acids)
Cellular component (GO): intracellular anatomical structure
Molecular function (GO): oxidoreductase activity, acting on NAD(P)H, oxygen as acceptor
Source: RefSeq, a predicted model, not a curated record
GCAUGACAUGCUGUUCUUCCACUGAAUAUAGACUACUUCUUUCGAUUUUCUAUUAACCUCAACCCUGCAAUAUAACCCUUUGCUGUAUAGCCACUUGCAUCACCACCGUCAGUCAACAUGUCGCCCAAGACUUUCAUCGUCACCGGUGCCUCAAGAGGUAUCGGUCUCGCCAUCGCCAAGUUCCUCCUCACCGCGCCUCAAUCCCACAGCCUGGUCGUCGUCGCCCGCAGCAUCGAGCCCCUCCAGAAACUCAAGGACCAAUACCCGAACCAAGUGGAGGUAGUGAACGGCGGUCUCGCGGAUUUCUCUCUCGGACAAAAGGCCGUCGAUCUGGCCCUGAAGACCUUCGGACGUCUGGAUGGAUUGGUCCUCAACCACGGCACGCUCGGCCAAGUGAACAACAUCGCCGAGGCGGAUCCGGAACAAUGGAAGCAGGGAUUCGACGUCAAUUUCAUCAGUUUGGUGGCUUUUGUCAAAGCCGGACUUCCCGCGCUUCGCGAAUCCAAGGGUAGGAUCAUCUUCACUUCGUCGGCGGCUUCCGUCUCGGCAUUCAAGGCGUGGGGUCUGUAUGGCGCGUGUAAGGCGGCCAUGAAUCAUCUGGCGCUGAGUCUUGGGGAGGAAGAGCCCGAGGUGACAUCCGUGUCGGUGGAUCCGGGCAUGGUCGAUACUGAAAUGCAGCGGGAGAUUCGUGAAGAUCUGGUCACCACGAUGGAUCCUCAGUUCCAUUCGGUAUUCACUACGGUGCAUAAAAGUGGGAAUCUGCUGAAACCUGAACAGCCUGGCCAUGUCAUUGCCAGGUUGGUGGUUGAUGCACCGAAGUUAUUGAGUGGCAAGUACAUAUCAUGGAAUGACCAAGCCCUGGAAGCUUUCCAAUAGACUACUAGAAGAAAUCUGUACAUAUAGGAAUCAGUAUAUACCGCCAUCGGAGAAUAUGUUGGCACACGCGAUUGGCUGGUAGGCGAGGAUCACAUGUCCCACAUUUACGGUUUGUGUUUCU